Molecule: messenger RNA, 1722 nt
Organism: Rubroshorea leprosula
Lineage: Eukaryota; Viridiplantae; Streptophyta; Magnoliopsida; Malvales; Dipterocarpaceae
Source: the annotation of a GenBank genome assembly
AUAUUCUCCGCUCUCUUGUCAAUUUAAGGGACACCAUUCCUUUCUCCAUCAGAAAGAAAAGCAAGGAAAAAAUUAUGGGAAAAGAAAAUGCUUUGCCCCUAAAACCAUCUCACCAUUUUACCCUCCUAGUGCCAUUUGAAUUUAAAGUUCAUGUCUUUAUCUCUUUUUUAGCUUGAUCAUAUAGUUUUUUUUUUUUUUUUUUGUUUAUUCCUCUCCUUUUUCUUUAUCUCUUUGCUUUGCUUUGUUAUAUUCAUUUUGCCUUGUCUUCUAAUCCAAAGUUUUGAGCUUUGAGCCAUAAGGAAAGAGAGGAGUGGAUAUGGAACCUAGGGUUCUUGAUGCUGUCAUCCAUAGAUUGCUUGAUGCUAGAUGGAAACAGGUGAAGCAGGUUCAGCUUUCUGAGACUGAGAUUAAGCAGCUGUGUUUUGUUUCUAAGAAUAUCUUCUUGAGGCAGCCAAAUCUUUUGGAGCUUAAAGCACCUAUUAAGAUCUGUGGAGACAUUCAUGGUCAGUUUUCUGAUCUCCUGAAGCUUUUAGAAUAUGGUGGUUUGCCUCCUCAUUCCAGUUACUUAUUCCUGGGGGACUAUGUGGACCGUGGAAAGCAAAGCCUGGAAACAAUAUGUCUUCUCCUUGCCUAUAAAAUAAAAUAUCCUGAAAAAGUUUUCCUGUUGAGGGGCAACCAUGAAUGUGCUUCUGUGAAUCGUAUCUAUGGAUUCUUCGAUGAGUGUAGACGAAGAUUCAAUGUCAAACUCUGGAAGACAUUCACAGAUUGCUUCAACUGCCUGCCUGUGGCAGCUUUGAUUGAUGAAAAGAUUCUCUGCAUGCAUGGUGGACUUUCACCUGAUCUGCAUAAUUUGGAUCAGAUAAGAAAUUUGCAAAGACCUACUGAUGUUCCAGAAACUGGUCUACUGUGUGAUCUCCUUUGGUCAGAUCCUAGUAAAGAUAUUCAAGGCUGGGGCCCCAAUGAUAGAGGAGUUUCCUGGACCUUUGGUGCUGACAGGGUGACAGAGUUUCUCAGGAAGCAUAAUCUUGAUUUGAUUUGUAGGGGGCACCAGGUUUGAAUACAUUUUAUCUGAAGCAUUUGUCAAAUUUGGACAGGCAGGAGCGUGGAACUUCCUUCUGGUUGAAAUUCUAUUUAUAUUUGCAGGUUGUUGAAGAUGGAUAUGAAUUCUUUGCUAAUAGGCAACUUGUGACCAUUUUUUCUGCACCUAAUUACUGUGGAGAGUUUGACAAUGAUGGUGCCAUGAUGAGCGUGGAUGACUCCUUAUUGUGCUCUUUCCAGAUAUUAAGGCCUUCAGAUAAGAAACCAAUAUUUAACUUUGGGAACUUCCCUUCAGCAAACAAUGUUAGUUCUUCUACUGGACUCAAGUCAUCUUCUUGGAGCCAGGGGUAGAAGCCUUUGAUCAGAUAGAGAUGUCAGAAACAAUAGGCCCCUUUGUUCAGCAGUAGCACAGUAACAAAACUGUGGAAUCUAUGUUUUGUUUUCAAAAAAUGUUCUGCAGCCUAUGCAACGCCCCAAAGCAAGGAGUGGAACAAGAGCAGACGCCGCUUACUUGCAAGUGAUAACUCAUAGGAAGCAAGACUCUAGCAACCUUACAAAGUCAUAUUAAUCCUCAACAUGCACAACCUGCUACUUGUAUGACCUCAAUGUAUCAUCUCUUAUUACAAAACUUAUUCAAUAACUACCAUAAAAUUCUACGUAUCAGAAUAAAACAAAUCUCAAUGA